Messenger RNA from Baudoinia panamericana UAMH 10762, 2415 nucleotides. RefSeq lists its product as uncharacterized. Lineage: Eukaryota; Fungi; Ascomycota; Dothideomycetes; Mycosphaerellales; Teratosphaeriaceae. Bases 1 to 2415 code for a protein of 804 amino acids. The transcript has 2 exons. The record is from RefSeq and is a predicted model, not a curated record.
AUGGCGACCCGAUCGCAUGGUUACGAGAUUUCGAGACCUCAUCCGAUCCUUGACCCGGCACAAGCAAAAGUGAUUGAUCACAGAUUGCCGCAUCAGGCCGCACCAUCGAUCAGCGAACUACCGCCAUCCAACCCAGCAUGGCCGCUACCAGGAUUGCGACCGCUGUCCGACAUACGAGAGAUAACCGAGCCAAGCUUGAUGGACAUGACCGUCCGGCAACAAAACGCACAGUUGGCGACGCGGCGGAGCACCUCGCGUGUACGCUCCGUUGGACGCCAGCCAUCUGUGAAGCGUGAGGGUAUGGCGAAACCGUCAGAUAACCCAGCGUUCCGAACCAAUGCGACAUCGAACCCGUACGAAGCUCGAACGCCAUCAGCUUCCUCCACAAGCCCGGAGCAGUCGGUGCGCAAUAUCAUCCCUCAGUCGAGCGUGCCGCGCCGCUCUUCGUCCUUCGGACAGUCUCAGCCACAAGACAGAGGCCAUGCUCGACAACCUUCGAUGCACGAUGUGCGACAGCUUUUGCGGCCUGCGCCGUCAGCGACAGCUCUGACCAUACCAAAUCGAGGGCGGAGCGAUUCACCAGUGAAAGUUGCAGGAUUGCAUUUGGAUUCUGUAACGUCAGAAGUGGUAAGAAGCUUGCCUUCACGGACCCAUAUUCGGGUACCGCACCCUAUUGACUUGUUAGAGUCUCCGACAUUCAGGCAUCCGCGCAUAAAGCUCGAGCUGCAGGUUUCGGGUCCAAUCUUCGUCGGUGGUGGUACCUUGGAAGGCUUCGUCCGUAUAACCGUAGAUGAGAACGAGCGCCUGAAGCCGCGCAGAACGCUCGGCGUUGGCUCGUUGUCAGUUGACCUGCUUGGAUACGAGGCUUCGGGAAACCGCAGAGCGACUUUUGUCGCACUCGGCACCGAGCUCAUUGACUCCAAACACGGUCCCCCUCCGAAUACGGUCGAGCCGGCAAAUCCACUCAUGCCUUCAGACAAGUUCUGGACUUUACUGCCUUCUGCCUCGUCCCUACCGUUUCUCAUUAGCCUACCGAUAGAUACCGGCCCAGCUCCUUUCCAGUCAAAACACGCAAGCAUUGGGUUUCAACUGUCCACUACCGCCGUGAUACGAGAUGCUGGCACCCACUACCGCGUCCGUACAUCGCAGGAGGUGCAAGUAUUGCCAACGCACGAUCCGGAGAAGACGCUCGCAUCUCUGCCGAGCCCGCUAAUGACUGCAGACACUCUGACGUGGCAAAGGGCUGGUAGGUGUGAGACUGUCAAGGCCACUGCGGGCUUGCAUAGACAGGUUUGGGUGAGUGGGAGCAGCAUCUUUGUGGAUGUAUUCGUCGCGAACAGAAGUACGAAACACAUCAGAAGGAUAGAUCUCAAUCUUGAGCGCGACGUGCUCUGCUACAAGCACGCCGCGGCCGCAACCAGGGAGAAGUCCGCCUUGCGUGCACGGGUGUCCGACAAACCGCAUCAGACAAUGAUCGCGACAACAUCAUUACAAGCAAGCACUAGCGGUUGGCAUGGGCUGGAUCCUCACAGCAUGGAGACGCGCACUUACAAUCUUGACAUACCACGAGGCCAUGCCACAGUGAAGCCCGGCAAAUUCUUCGAGGUGUGCUUCUUCCUGAACAUCUCGAUCGUGAUUUCGAGCAGCAAGACUUUGACACUGCAGCUCCCUAUCAAGCUUGUGCACAUGAACUCUCUGGACGUGGUCCCGAACUUUGUCGCGCAAGUAGCGGCUGCGUUUGAGCAACAGCAGGCUCACACGCAGCGGCGGCAGCGGAGCAAUGAUCUUCGGUCUUGCAACGCUGACCAUCGAAGACAUCGCCCUAUCUCGUCUCCGGCCCAUGAUAAAGACCUCCGCCGUCAGCGAUCUUACACCCAAGGACGAGCUUUCGCAGCUCCAAGGCAGCAAUCUGUUGAUCGGCACCGCGCACACCAAGCUGACAUCGAAGUUCUGCGGCACGUUUUAGACACCUCACCGCGCAAACAUACGGCACAGCUGCAAGGCUUCACGCUCAAAAAGGCGGGUAGCAACUUCAGCUUUGGCAAUGUUAGCGCUGGUGGAAGGAGUACAGAUCACAGCAGCCCCUUUCGCGCUGUAUCGUUUCAUCCGCCUUCGCCCAAAUACACGCUCCCGGAUGUCCAUGAUGGGGCCGCAGAGGGCGUCGGCAGUAUUCGGGCACGCAUGCGGAAGAUGGCAAGCUUCAGUACCCUACAGAGCGAGCGCUCGCAAACAAGGAUCGGCAUGAAGCCACCAUCUCGGCCGUCGACGGCUGCAAGCUCCCGUGAAAGGAAAGGCCGUGGCAGGUUCGAGUCCAGAGCCGUGGCGACCAAACGAAGUGAUAGUGCUGUAGGGCGCGGAGGCUCUUGGUGGCUGCGCAUGAGGCACAAGUUAGAGGACAGAGAGGGAUGGAUCUAA